CGGCUAUCAACAUAACUCAGUCGCAAUUUCGCUGUACUAACGAAGAGACGCGUACACCGCUCAAAGGCUAUCCAGUCUGUUUGUUUAUAAAUCGAACAAUGAUCUUGAAUCGUAUGAUAAACAAAACAAUAAACGUUAUCUAGCGUUUGAUCUAUGAUGUGUUUUAAGGUUAAGUGAUGGAAUUUAGGAUGUAUAAUCAAUUAUAUGUAUGAUUUUUAUCGAUUUUAAAGAUGUUCGAAAUGUAGAACGGAGCUGUCACCGUGUCUAGGUCAGUUGAAAUACUUUGACAAGUACCUAUUAUCUAUCUUAUCAAACGGUGCAAUUAUUAAUUAUUGUGAUUCAAUGUCAAUGGCAGAAAACAGAAGUCAAUGAUUUAUGAUUAUCAGUUUAGAAUUGAUAACAGUUCGUAUUAGACCGCUAUUGUAAGUGUUUUUGUAGUUUUAGAAAUCUUGUGAAUACGUAUGUAGCUCAUAAUUACCUUAUAUUAGUGUUGUUUUGUGAAGCCCAGGUUUCUAGAAGUGUGUGAAAGUGCUUUGUUUUCUUUGUGAGACCUAUUGUUAACGGAUAAUUGCUUGUCGUCGAAAAUCAGCAAAAUGUUUGGAGUCUUCAUGAAACGAUGGAAGCCAAAAAGAACAUCAAACGCCGACAGAAAUGAAAGCCCCGAAGCAGAAGGCAACAUAUCCCCCGAGCCUCCCGACCGCCCCCCCGGAAAGGUUCGCCAAGUCCACCCUGAAGAAAAAACUCAAGUCCUCGCCUACGACUCGACUUACAAGAGAAAACCUAAAGCGCUCCCUCUAGAGGACUACAGUUACAACCAUCUAGCUAACACGAACGUAGCUAUGUCCCCUAUGUAUCCGCUCACACCGAACAUUUGUGUCGAAGGAGGGAAGAUUGAGUUCAUAAAGUCCCCGUCAGGGAGCGCUAGGAAUAGUGUGGCGCUAGUGUCGCCCCCGCAGACGCCGGUGGCGAGGCGCGGGUCGCGAGAGAAACGAGAGCGGAUAUAUGACGAGCCGACUGAGAAGUUCGAUGGGGAUAAGGAACUGCUGGAAAGGCGGAUUAAACAGCUGGAGGGCCAGCUGGAAGAGGAAAAGUCGCGGACGCAGCGCGAACGGAUGACCGUCACCAAGCUCCAGAAUAAACUUAUCAAGCGCGAGGGAGCGGCGCGCAGCGAUGCGGAGCGCGAGCGGCGCGCGCGCAGCGACUGGGAGGCGCGGGCGCGCGCCGCCGAGGCCGACGCGGCGCGGCUCGCGGGCAAGCUGCACGCUGCCCAGCGCGAGAUAUCCAGGAUGGAGGAGACAGUGCGAUCGCUGCUGCAAUACAAGGGCCGCGUGGAAACUCUGAAGCAAGAGAAGGCUUCGCUAUCUUCCGCCCUGGAGGCUUCAGCGGCGCACUACCAGAGCCAGCUGUCUGCGCUGACGGCGGAGAACGAGCGCCUGUGCACGCAGCUGGCGGCGGGCGGGGGGGAGCAUGAGCGGCGGCUCGACGACGUCGCGCAGCAGGUGGUGCGAGCAUUACUGUCACAAAAGAGCGUACGCGAAGAGCUGGGAUGCGCACGAGCACGCGUCCGAGAGCUGGAAGCUCAGAACCGAGCGCUGAGCGCGCUGUUAGUCCGUCAGCUACGCCCCGUCCCGCGGCCCUCGCCCGCCACUCCGCACACCCCGCUCACGCCCGCCAGGGACCUGCAAGUGCACCUCGUGGACGUCGGCUCCUGCGGCUCGUUGAUCUCGUUCCGCGACUCCCCGCCGCCCCCUCCGCCCGGCCCCGCGCCGGCGCUCUGCCACGACGACAAGCGACGGCAUCAAAUACUUGCGGACAUCUGGACUGAACUGAAGGGCUUGGAGGUGACCCCUGCUAACCUGGCCCGCGCAUUGUCUGCGGUGGACCCAACACUUUGGGCGGCGCCACCACGACCCGCCACGUUAAGCCUUAACAUGCCGCAAGCCUGUUCAGAUCCUGUUAGAGAUGGAGCCGGAGACAAGGUGACAGAAGAAGAAAAUUGUGAGACUGGUGAAGCAGGUGCAGAGUCUCCAGAAAGCGGCGCCAAAGAUGAAGGCUAUUCCACAAUGUCCAGCGAUGUUCAAGCCGACGCGUCAAGGCAAAGUGACCAUGCGGCGGACAGAGCCCUACCCGACCUUAACGAAGCGUCUGAUGAAACAGAUAAUCAAACAAUAGUAUCCAUAAACCCCAGAGAAUCUCGCCGGCACGCCAGGCUACUAGGGACCGAUGCGGAUUAUAUCUAUUUUCCAAUCGGUGUAGCGUUCGCUGGAGUCCGAGGAAGCUACCCUCCCUCACGACCAGUUUUGCCCUUUCAACACGUUGUGAGAAGUUUCUCCGAUUCCCAUCUCUGUCUGAAACUACUCGCUGGAACAACAUGCCCGACGAGUUGUCUAGAUAGCCCAACACCUAGUUCAGGCAUGUUAGUUUUAGAUCUAAACCCAGGCCCAGAGAGACCACUAAGGCGACCAGCCAUUGUAUCCACAACGAGUUCUGAAAGAGUCUCAUGGGGAAGUACGGCAGAUGAGCGCGCAGAUGGUUCGCAGUACGAUGCUGACUAUGUUCAACAUUGGCUCGAGUUAGACGAUGCCAGGUCAGCCUUACAACAGCGACAUCGAGAUAUAGCCGAGCUUGAGUACGACAGAGCGGAAUUAGAAGAUUGGAGCUUAUCACUAUCAUGUGAGGAUCUUAGAGACAGACAAUCUCCAUUCGCUGAAAUAACAACUCCUGGUCAAAUUUCGCUAUCGACACUACCGAGUAUAAGAGAAGAUGACGCUUUAGAACUCGAGGAAGACGUAGGAGAUUGUCUAUGGAACGACUGUGGUUUCGCGACAAUCGAAAUUGACGAGUGUAGAAUAGGAGAAGACUUAGAAACAUCAGAAAAGCGGUGGGAAUGUUCCAGAACUCAUUCACCUGGUGGCUCGUGGUCUAGUGCAUCGGACGCUCCAGACAAACGAUCAAGCACAGCGCUGAGUGAGGAUGGCGACUGCGCAAACGUAGGGCUUGAUUUCACCCGGGACUUUUAUAGGCUAGUUAAAUACGAGAGCACAAAAAGCUUAGCAUCAAAUUCCUCGAGAGGUUUACCGACAGCUGACGGCAACAACCAUUUGCGGUUUCACGAUGUUCAAGCGAUGGCAUUGCAAGAUCGUGAGCAAGCGCUUCAGAAUGUACUUAAUUUCAUCGCAGAACAGCAAAAGUAUUGCCGGGAUAGAGAGGAAUCUGAUUCAAUGUCUUCAAGACCCGUAUCUGAAAUAAGAGAACUACCACCUCCCUACGCGGCGGCCGAUUUCGAUGACGAAUCAAUAGGGCCGAGAAGCGAAGUUUCAGAAGACCGUCCUCGACCAGACUCUUUUAGCAGCUUCUCAGAGAACGACUCCUGUGACGUCCUUCCCGAGAGGCCGAGAAUCCAAUUUUGUGAUACCGUAUCCGAGCCAAGGUCUACUCCACGUUUCAUCGAACGUGAAGGUCCUUACGUAGAAUCAGAGGACUACUACGACGAAUUUACACGAACCGACAACGAUGAAAAUGAAUUAGACGAGCAUCAUCUUUUAAAAGUUCAACGGAAGAACGAAAUCAAUAGAACGAAUGACCGAAGUAAAAUAACAGAUUUAGACAUGUCUGAAAAGUUCGAGGAGAGGUCAUGUGAUAUCGAUUCUAGUCGACCGGAAGAUUUCAAAGAGACUGCUGUAAAAAUAUUGUUGAAGCAAGGCUUGAGCGAGAGGCCAGAACUAGAUACGUGUCUUAUAAAAUCAUCGAGCUUCCCCUUCGCCAACGGCGAGACCGAAGUGUCUUUAGUCGAGGAAGUGCUGAGCGCUUGUAGGCGGAGCACGGGAGCUUUAGUUACCGUUCCCGAAGAGGAGGAGAAUUCAUCUCCCGAAACUAGCUCGCCUCAGAUGACGGAAUCGAAUACGACGAGCACUUCCACUGCCGAAACUGUGAUAGUAAGUAAUAAGGAGAGGGAGAGGCCUAAAGAGAAGAGUCGUAUACCGAUGUUGCUGGGCGGGAAGAGGCCGCCGUCGUCGCCGCGGCGGUCGAAGAUCCCCGUGGUGGAGAAGAAAGGCGUGGCGGCGGCGCCGGAGCCAAUCAUCGUCAAGCAGGAGCACACGCUCAGUUUCCAUGAAGCUGCCACUUCUAAGGACGUCAUUGAAGAACUGAACAGAAUGAUCCGUCAGAGUGAGGGCGCCUCAGAAGUGAAGAAUGAAGACCGAGGGCAGGCACAGAAAGAUGGCGCUCUGUGGGCGCCAACUGGCUGGGUCCAUGUUGAGAAGGACAUCGACUUUAGCGACCCUAAGGCGCGCGCCAACCUGCUGGACGUGAUGCUGGCGUCCAGCGACUCGUCGCCGUCCUCGUGCGGCUCCUCGCCCGCCGAGCCGCCGCCGCCGCCGCAGUACUCGCGCCUGCACCGCCUGCACCGCUCCCGGAGGCAGAAGACCGCGGCCGCGCUGCGCAGCCGCGGGCUGGGCGUGCUGCGCUGGCCGCGCGCGCGCCGCCCGUCCAUCCUCGGCCGCGACGGCUUCUUCGUGCGCUACGGCGAGCCCGAGCGCGCCGCCGUCGCCACCUUCGACUUCCUCGACGACGUGGAGACCAAAGACUGUACCUAUUAGCAAUAACGCCUCCUAAAAACUAUAUUUUUCUAUGUGAUACGGUGACUGAAGUGUAUGUCCGCUUCCGCGUUUGUGCGAGCCAAAUUGUUUUUCUAGUGUAGCGUUGUUGAUUGCUGCACUCGGGUGUGGCUGCGGCUUCUUAGACGUUUUACGUAUUUGUAAAUCCAUCUUGAUUUUGCCCCGUGGAUACUGUCCUCUGUAUCUUGAAAAUACUUAAUUACUUUGGCAAAAUCAGAAUGGAUGAAAAACACUUACCUACUUUUAGGUGUAGUAAUUUCACUCUUGUAACGUUAACUCGAAACUACGACGAAGCACCUAGUCUUUAAAAUCUUCCUCGUUUUUACUAAGUAAGGUAGAAAAUGGGCCGAGUUGUAUGAUGAUGUGUUUGAUGUACAAAUUGGUAAAACUCUUUCGUUUGUUUAUUCGUGUAACAAAAUCGUACCGCAUUGAAUGAAAUUCACCAUCCUGUUUUGCGUAAUUAUUGUGUUUGAUAGUUUUAUCUGCGUGUGAACGCUUGCAACACAGCUUGUACGAGCGAUAAUAGCUUUUAUUACAAUAGCAAUACGAACGGUUGAUUACUCCCAGCGAUGUCUUGCUUACGCUUCGAACGACUUAGGUAAGAAGACGAACUAUUGACUAAGAAAAUGGAAAGCUGCGGCCUCGAAGUAAUGUGAUAUUUUUGUAUAUACUGUAAGUCCCACUUAUUUUCGUAUACAUUUAAAUGGAUUCAUUUGUAACCGAACGAAGCGUAUUCAGCUGUUGGUUCUAGGGUGAAAAGAAAAUGUGUUUUCGUGUAGUGUCGUGCGUGGCGGUAGUUGCACGAUAUAGGCUUGAAGUUGUACUAAUACAUUAAGAGAUGGCGCUAUUGUCAAUUACAACAUUUUUAAAACCAAUUAUUCGUUGUAUCGUCCAACUAUCACCACGUAAUUAAACUAUUAGGUACUUAUGUAAAUACUGACGAUGAUGAAUUCGCGUAACGAGCUAUAGUAACUACACCUAUUAAUUAUAAAGAAUAGUCAUAUUAUAGUGUAACUGUCGAUUAACCUUACAAAAUCCGUUAAAAUCGAAGGGUACUAAAGUAUGUUAAGUGUAUAUAAUAUUACUUGUCAUUGAUGCUAUUUAUUGAUUUGUAUCAUUUGCGGGUCUUCGAUCGUUUGUGUUAUACUUAGGUACAUAUCAUGAAUUGCUCGUUUAUUAUAUUGUAUUUAUAUUGGCGUGAUUUAUGGCGAUUCUUGACUUGGGAACUGUAAAGGCCACAAUUUGGGUUGCUAUAGCAAACGACUACCUCUGUGACAUGAAUCUCAAAGGGUUUAUAAAAAAAUGUUAAACUAAUAUAGCGCCAUCUGUCGGGCAAUAUGUCAAUAUGUUCGAUAGAGGCGCUGUAACUACUAAAAUAAAAGUGAUACAUUGAUAACUACAAAUUUGUUUAACUGAUAGUAAGGUAUGUUUCCCUCUUUGCAAUGUGCACACUCAACCAGAAAGCGAUACGGUAUUUAUAGUAAUUAAUACUAAAUAACUUACUUAUACAAGGUGUUUGGUACAUCGUUUGCCAAAUUAAAACGGCAGAUAGGUUGAGUCAUUUGCUAUCUGCUCAUGCCUAGAAAAAAAAAUUGGCCAUGUUUUUUUUUACUACUGCGCAAGUAAAAAUUUGAAAUUUACGAAAAGCAGCUCCAUGCUGGGAAAAAAAAAGUGCGCAAAAUUAAAAAUUUCUAGGCCUGGGAAAAUAGCAAAUAACUCAACCUAUCUGCCGUUUUAAUUUGGCAAACGAUGUACCAAACACCCUAUGUAUACCUACUGCAACCAAAUUGUUAAAAAAACUCUCACUAAGUAACAAUGACGGGAGAAAUUUUCCUUACUGCCCCCAUGUCUAUUAAAUUACCCGCAUAUCUAAGAAAAUGUUUUUUAAUCAGUUCAUUAACAACCAUUUUACUCGAACCCUAUCCGGUAUCUUUUCCGGUUGAUUUGCACAUCCUUGGUUCAAGUCAAGGUACGUCUGUUAUGUAUACUUGCUCGUAAUUGUUUAUAUCUAUAUAUUUUGAUUCCUUACGGUUGUAAACCUUUGCCUAUUAUGGUUGCAUAUGUCGAAAAACGCGUCUAAAUUAAAAUUACAUCACCCUGCCGCUUAUUUACAUAGUUUUGCAAAAUGGAUCCAAAUCAAACAAUUUUUUUAAAUAGAUCCAUAUGACGAACGUUAUUUGUGUUAUUUGGAUCCGUCUAAACUGUCCGUUUAAAUCCAAACCUAUCUUACGAGCGAACAAACAAGAUGUCGAAAAAAAUAAACAUGUUAUUUUUUUUUAACUCACCUAAAUUGCUGAAAAUUAGGUUGCUAUAUUAAUAUCUCGUUCGCACACAUUCAUUACAGAUAAUAUGUAGCAAUAUAAAUAUACAAAAUAAAAUCAUUAGGCGCGUGUGAUGUCGCCAUCGAAGCUUGUAAAAGACGGGUCAUUUUAGUAUAGACUUAUUCUAAAUGUAGAUGUCCUAUGAACUGGAAUCUUGCCUACUUGACCUCCAGGACCUUUAUUACACUUUGCUUUGAUCUCAUUGGUUACUUACUUACACAUACUUACUUAAUGGCGCAGCGACCCAAAAUGAGUCUUGGCCUCCGACACGAGUACACGCCAAUUGUCUCGAUCCUGUACCAUCUCCCGCCAGUUAUCGGCAUGGAGAUCGCGCAGGUCCGCUUGAACCGCAUCGCUCCAGCGAUACCUGGGACGUCCGAUCGGCCUCCGGCCUACCGAGCGUCGCAAGUCUCAUUGAGCGUCUCAUUGGUUACAAUACUUACAAUAUUUUAUUUCAUUGGAUCACACCAAACCCACGUUCCUACUGGUUGAUUGAUGCACCUAAAGUUCACUUUGGCAAAGUGGAAUAGAGGCUCAAUAGGAUUAAUUUCUCCGAUUUUUCUGCAAGUUUUUGGGUCAAUUAGGUACCUACUAGUUUCUUAGCGUAACUAACAUUUUCACGAAAUCCACUCGUUAAGCACACACAGUUUCAGUUUAGGGGCUUUGCUUUAAAGUUUUAAAACGAAUUUACGACUUUGGUCGCUACACCUACGGCGCGAUUCGGGAAAUGAAUUAGAGAUUCACUAGGUAUGAAGUAGUAAAGAUAUGAGACGUUCCACGGCAAAAGGUACCAUUGCUCCUGAAUAUUGGAGCGGGGUUAAUAAUAGCGUAAGCGUCAGCCGCCAUAAGGUACCUUUUGCCGUGGAACGUCACAUAUCAUUACUAUUUCAUAUCUAGUGAAUCUCUAAUUCAUUUCCCUAAUCGCGCCGUUAUUACAUUUAACAUUUGACAUUUUCACUUCCUACUAAGUGAAUAUUUUUUGUAACUUCGUUUGUAAACUUUUGAGCCAGAUCCCCGGUAAAAUUACCCCAGCCUUGUUUAAUGGUUAAUAUUGAAGACAAUAAAGGAAGAUUUAUACCUAUUAUUAAUUAUUGAUAAAUAUAGGUAAACGAAGCGAAACGAUCGAUAUCUAAAAUAUUAACUUAUUAGUAUAGGUUACCUACAUUAUUGAUACGAUGUAUUUGGUAUUCUGUAAAUGCGAAUAGGACAGGAAACGUCUGUAUAUAAAUUUGGGUAUUUACUAAUUAAUAGUUAUUACGAUUAUACAAUCGACAAGUUUUUGUAGUCAUACCUAUUAUUAAAAAAUAUCAGUUUGAUUUCAUAUUACUUAUCGGCCAUGUUGGGUGUGGUAACCCUGUGUUUGAUUUAUCAUACCUAUACCUAAAAAAAGUAAUGUUAGUAAACAUUGUAAACAAGUUUGAUAACAUCUGUGCAAUUUACCUCCGGAAAUUAUGUAAACUACAAUUGUUUGCAUUAAAAUUACCGAGGUAAUGUAAACCUGUGGUUAUUUUUUGUCUCGACUGAAAAGAAUGUUAAAACAAUUGUCAUAACAAUUCCUAUCAUUAUCAAGGGUAUUGAAAUAGUUAAGUGAAAUGGAUCCAACCUACAGAAUAAUGAUCAUUUAAAAUUGAAUAAAAAAAGGUUAAAUUUGAAUUGAUAUUGUUUGCGAAUUGGAUCCUUUUCGCUAAAAGAUUUAUAUCCCGAAUAUUCAGAUGUACCUAUUUUCAUUCCUAUCCAUAGUUGUUAAUUGUCAUGUAAAAUACAUAGUUAAAACGAAUUGGCAUAUUUAUUUCAUAAUAAAAACGUAUUAUAACCAUUGUAUUCAUUAUAAAUAACCGUAGGAUCCAAGAGGUACUGUGAUUGGUAACUACCACUUAAUUUUGGAGCACAAUUUGAAAUAAAUGAAAUUUAAUAUAAAUUAUUCCUUGGUAAUCGGUGCAUUUGUUCGUACAUUCUAACCUAAGAAAUAGAAUACUUGAGAUAGGUAGGUACUUUGAACAGUACAAAAAGUGUAGAAUAACUGUAUAAUUUAACUAUAACAGAUGGGUAAUAAACGAUUCCGUUCCCAAUUGA
This is a messenger RNA of Cydia splendana, 9010 nucleotides long. RefSeq lists its product as uncharacterized. The record is from RefSeq and is a predicted model, not a curated record. Bases 594 to 4598 code for a protein of 1334 amino acids. The transcript is spliced from 13 exons. NCBI's taxonomy places the organism in Eukaryota, Metazoa, Arthropoda, Insecta, Lepidoptera, Tortricidae.